Molecule: messenger RNA, 5441 nt
Organism: Chelonus insularis
Lineage: Eukaryota; Metazoa; Arthropoda; Insecta; Hymenoptera; Braconidae
Exons: 11
Coding region: 884-5329 (1481 amino acids)
Molecular function (GO): protein binding
Source: RefSeq, a predicted model, not a curated record
UCAUAGACAUUCUUGUCUAUCAUCAACUAAACAUUGACUGAAAAGCAAAAAGAUUUGAGGGAUGAAAACAUAACUGUAAUAUUUUUUCUCUUUCCCCUUCUUCUUGUACUGUUUAGUUCCACGUUGUCUGAAGGAAGGUAAAUGCCGCGAUAUUUUUAAUACAUUUGAUAUGUUGAAAUUUCUGUCUGCGCGCACCAACCACUCGACAUUUAUUUUUGAACAUGCUUAUGAUGUCACACCGUAAGGCCAACUCUACUUUGCGAUAAACGUACUGGUACUACAGUUGCUUUAUACUCAAGUACCUAACUACCGAGUUUUAACACGUCAAGUAAUGUCAAGUGGCACAACAUACACGGAUUUUAUUGUGAAUCUAGACUUCGAGUAGUGAAACGUAAAAAAAAUUGCUUUGCAGAAACAUUUUGAGAGAAAACACAGACUGACAGAUGAAAAAUAAUGAUUACUAUGAAAUUGAAGACACACUUUUGAUGAAUGAAACAUUUGAUUAAUGUUUGUUAAUGAAUUAUUUAUUUGAUGACAUCUUAACCAUUUGUAUUCUUCAUUGUAUGAUUAAAUUAUAAAAAUUCGUUCAACUUUUGCAUCUAAAAGACAGAUCAAAUUGGCUUUAAUUAUUAAGAACGUAUGAAGGCUGAAUGUAAUCUUGAAUAAUGAAAUUAAUUUAUUUUUAACUACACUCAGAAUUCACGGAAACAUGGCUACGACAAAUCACUUUAUUAAAUAUUUAAAAAUAAAAAUCAACACUCCAGUAGAAAUGAAUAAGUUAAAUAGAAUAUUCACUGCAAAAAAGAGUUUUAAAAAUGUUUGUAAAUUAAAAACAUUAGAGUAUUCGAUGGUAGUAGUGACUGAAUAAUUAUCAAUUAACACCAUGAAUAAAUCAAACUCAAAUGUCAAUAAAAGUGUUCAAUGCAUCGAUCAUUAUUGUUAUGAUUGUGCUUCUCCAUGUAGCUGUCCUGAAAUUCAAAUCAUGAGAUUGAAAAUUAAUGAAAAAUGCUAUACCUUACAGAGCUUAAUUUACAAUAAUAAAUUAAAUAACAACUCAACAGUUAAAUAUGCAACAAUUAUCGAACCUUAUAACAAUAAAUUAUUAUUUGAAACUGCAGAAUGUUGUGAAAAUGAUUGCAAUAAUUUUCUUGAUGAUAGUAUUGAAUGUCAAAAACAGUUAAAACCAGUAAAUGUGAGAAUAUUUAAUUGUCAAUCAAAAAUUAGAAAUGAUUCACUUAUAAAUAAUAAUCUCCCAACACUGAUGAUGAAAAAGUUUCCUGCACGAAGGUAUUACAUGAACAAAUAUCGUCAUUAUUCAUCAACGAGGAAGAGAAUAAAACCAGGAAAAAUGAAGAUUUAUUCUAUCGGUGAUUAUCUGCGGCACGUGAUAGUAGAGGAUCUUACAUCAACAAUGAUUUCUGACAAGACUAAAGAACAGAUUGCCAAGGACAGGUAUCGAAAAAUCAAAACGUACAUAAAUUAUCGUAGCAGAAUUUUAAACACAUUGUCUAAGGCUGUCUAUUUGAAUAAUUUAUAUGAACGUCAAGUGAUUCCAGAAAUGUCUAGAAGUAAAAAAUACAAGAAAUUUCAAACGAAAUACAGAAAUCAAUGGAAGACUAAUGAAGACAAGAGUAAUAAUUAUUUUAUUUAUAACAAUCAAAACUAUUUUAUCAAUAACAACAGUUACGACUCAAAUACAAGAAAAUUUAUUUAUAAUAUUAAUAAUAAAAAUAAUACUGUUUAUUAUUAUGAUAAUGAUAUUUAUGACAAACAAAUUAGAAGAUAUAAGAGAAAAAAUAGAAGAUUUUAUUUAGAUAAUAAUCAUAUUAUUUCAAGAUCUAGGACUAUAUCUCAGGAAAAUGACAAGACUGACACGAUUACAAGGCAAUUGUUUAAUUGUCAGACUGAAAUUCCAUUAUACUCUAUGGGUGAAAAUAGAAUCGAUAGUACAAAGAAUAAUUAUAGUGAUGAGUGCUCUAAAAUAUGUGGAAAUAGAAUACAAGGAAAUUCCAAUUUUGCUUCUGAUUAUUUUCAUCAAGUUUAUGAAUUUUUGAAAGAACGAAGAAAAGAAGGAAGUCGAGCUUGUGAUUAUCCAAACCAACAAAUACCAGACAAAAAUUCAGGUGAAGAAGCACUUGUGACCCCUGUAGGUGUAAGUGGAUCAGCUGUAACUUGCAGGCUCUACAUUAAAAAUAAUAACAACAAUUAUAAUAAUAAUAACCAUCACAAUCAUAAUAAUAAUCAUAAUAAUAAUAUAAAUAUUAGUAAAAACUAUACGAACAAAUACAACAACAUUCACGACAGGAGUAAUAACGAGAAUUGUCAAGAAAAGCAAGAGGAGAAGAUAAAUCGGGAGAAUCAUGAGAGUUUUUGUCGACUGCAACUUCGAGAUGUGUCGUCAAAACAAGAUAAGCAUUAUUUUAAGCCUCCAAUACCAGUAAAAUAUAAAGUAAAUGCUCAAGAUAUCAGCAAGUACUUUGAUUAUCCAAAAGUUCAGCAAGUUCAGGAUGCUCUAAAUGAGAUUAUUGAAUCUAAGGGCAUAUCUGAUGAUUGUAAUAAAUCACUUGAUGAAAACAGUUUAAACAAUAUGGGCUCAAAUCUAAGUCGUCAUCAUGGCAAAGGUCUUACUGCUGGACGAAGAACUCAAUCCUCUGGUAAUCUCUGUGAUCCUAAGGGUAAAAUUGCAAGUCACGUUAGCAAGAUGUUUGUUCCUUGCUCCAAUUCAUCUACCCAGGAAAGAUACAAAUUUUCCGGUUCGCUACCAAACAACUUGGAUAAUGAUAAAGAUGCUUUUAUCAAAAACUUGUCAGAUAACAACAAUGUGAUAUCAGACACCAUAAGUGGGAAUUUGGGUGGAACUUUACCUUACAAAAAGUCUCAUUAUGAAGUACCAUACUAUGAUAAAUCCACAGUGAAUUUCGACCUCGUUAAAUAUCGCUCACAAAGCUCACUGGAAGGAGAUCCUUGGGAAUAUCAUCAGAACAGCAAAGUUGACUUGGUACGAUGUAAACAUGGCAAUUAUAGUAUAGUGCCUAAAAAUCAACAUGCUGACACUAUCUCUGGAACAAUGGAACCUGCAGAGGGAAGGUAUGAACCUGUUUAUCCAUCCAACAACCGAGUUUGUAGCCACCAUAACGGAACAGACUACCCGACGGAUUUUACGAUGGGCACAUUGCCUAAAAGACGAAUAGACCCAAAGUGGUGUGAUCCAGCGAGCAUUCAAACAAUUCCUCUACCUAGUAGGGAUUCAGAAAAUCCUGACAGAGUCGAUAGGAAUUUCUUGACAAAAGAAUUACAGGCUCCUAAGCCACCUGCACGUCUCGACCAGAUUAAAUACCAAACACCUGAGAGAAGUAACUCAACUGAGCUUAAGAAAACUAGCAGACCUGUCGGAUGUGAACAUCAAGCUGACCAGGGAUAUGCUUCCGAACGAUCACCAGAAGAAGAACAUCUACCAUCUUUGGCAGAGCCAUUUGUUUUCGAUGCAAAUCCAGAAAACACGUUCCGGGUGACCUUGCAAAAAACUAGUCGUGGGCUUGGAUUAAGUGUUUCUGGUGGCGGUACAGCAGGCCCGAUUAGAGUAAAAAGACUAUUCCCUCAACAGCCAGCGGCACUUUCAAACAAACUUCAACCUGGUGAUAUUCUUCUAGCAGCAAAUGGCAUUCCUCUCUCUGACUUAACCAAUUACGAAGCAUUGGAAGUUCUUCGAACUACGUCAAGUACAGUUGAGCUACUUGUUUGUCGAUUGCCAGGAGAGACAAGUAUUACACCUCCUGGAGCACCUCCAACACCUCCAGCACGCCGAGAACCACUGCCACAACCUCGUAUUUUUAAUCCUGUUCCUCCGCUUCAUAUCGAACCUUGUGGUGAAUUCGAUAUCGAGAUGACGAAGGUUGGUGGAAGCCUAGGAUUUACUUUGAGGAAAGUUGAUAGCAGCGCUUUGGGGCAUUACGUAAGGGCAUUGGUGAGAGAGCCAGCUUUAAGCGAUGGACGAAUUCAACCUGGUGAUAAAAUAGUUGCGGUUGAUGGUGCUCCUCUUUCUCCAAUGAGCCAUGAAGAAGCUGUUGCGUUACUUAGACAAUGUGGUCCUAAAGUAAAACUACGGCUUUACCGUGAUUUAGCACAGACUCCAGUAUCUGCAUUGUCUCCAACAGAGUCUGAUCAUCCCUUACGUCCACCUCGUACAAGUUUAAGAAAAGAAGCAGUAGAUAUGCUGUGUGAUUUGGCAAUUCGAAAAUUAUCUCCAAACGUAUCAGACGGCUCUCAGCCUGUCAAUAAUCCCCAAAAUGCUCCCAGCUCAUCCAGCUCACCACGGCGAUUGAGAAGACCACCAUCACGAACAACUUUAUUGGAUGAAAAAAGUGAUAACAACGAUCAAUCACUCACCAACGAAAGUUUAGAAGAAAAGUUUCAUACUAAUCACGAUAAUGCUUCAAUUGAUCAUGAUAUACAUGAAGUUGAUUGUGUCAGUAAUAGCAUGAAAUUGUCACGACCUAAAGUUCUAAACGUGAUGGCAUCUAACGAAAAGUCUGAACUCCAAAAAACUCUGAAAGAUUCAGAGUACCAAGAGACAAAUGCAAAUGAUAAUGUGAAUGCUUGCCGUAUGAAUUUGAAUGGAAGAAUAGAUUAUUAUGAAUGUCAUGAGAGAAAUAUGUUAUUUAAUGAUAUGCAGGAUAAUAAUUUACCGUCCGAGCCUGUAUCAAUGCCACCGAUAGUAUCAUUUACCCAAACUACAAACGAUGACACUUUUAGUUAUAAAAACCCAGCCUAUCAAAGUGUCAAUCCAACUUGUAGUAAAAAUGAUAACGAUAAUGGAAAAGCCAAAGACAAAACAUCAUCAUAUUCUAGCGAUCAAAAUAUUGCAGGAAAAAUUCCAAGUGCUGAAGAUCCAGUUGGUUGCAAAAGCUUGCUCAAGUGGAAAGGUGUUAUGUUUGCUCCAGACGAUAAAACUGAUAAUGGAGAGAAUUUUAAGGAAAGGGAGAACUCCAGGAAUAAUAAUUUUCUCCCAAAGGAAAAUAUUCAUCGAGAAGAUUGCGAGAUAUUCAUGGUUGAGUUGACGCGUGGUUGGAAUAGCCGAUUAGGAUUCAGCUUGCAGCCUACACCUGAUAAUAAAUCAACGAUAAUUUCUAUGGUUCAUCCAGACAGUGUGGCAGCAAAAGACGGGCGAUUAAAACAAGGCGAUAUAUUAGUUAUGAUAAAUGAUGAGAGUGUAGAAAAUACACCAACUAGUGAAAUAAUAGAUUUAUUAAGAAAAAUUCGAGGUUCUAUUGGUAUAACUGUGGCGCGAAAGAAAAACCAAAAAACAGACAAAUCAUUAGAGAAGGUAUAGUAAAAUUAAAUCAUCAUCGAGCUUAGAAUAUAUAUGAAGAAAAAGAUAAAAUUUUUCUUUAUUUUUUUCAAAACUAUCAAAUCAAAUAAAUGAGCUAUUAAAUCAUAUAAAA